AUGGCGUCCGCCCGUCCCUCACGCUCCCGGAGCGGAGCCCUGUGCUGGCAACUGCUGCUGACCCUCUCGAUCUUAACAUUUGCCUGUGAUGCCUGCAAAAAAGUCAUACUACAUGUUCCCUCCCAACUAGAUGCUGAGAAAUUUGUUGGUAGAGUUAACCUGAAGGAGUGCUUUCAAUCUGCAAAUCUAAUUCAUUCAAGUGAUCCUGAUUUCCAAAUUUUAGAAGACGGUUCCAUCUAUGCAACAAAUGCCAUUCUUUUGUCAUCUGAGGAGAGAAGUUUUACCAUAUUACUUUACAACACUGAGAACCAUGAAGAAAGGAAACUGCAUGUUCUUUUACAGCAUCAAACAAAGGUAUUAAAGAAGAGGCAUUUUAAAGAAAAAGUUCUAAGACGUGCCAAGAGAAGAUGGGCUCCUAUUCCUUGUUCAAUGCAGGAGAAUUCCUUGGGUCCUUUCCCACUUUUUCUUCAACAGAUUCAAUCUGACAGUGCACAAAACUACACUAUAUUCUAUUCCAUAAGAGGACCUGGGGUGGACCGAGAACCUAUGAAUUUGUUUUAUGUGGAGAGAGAUACUGGAAACCUAUAUUGUACUCGUCCUGUAGAUCGUGAGGAGUAUGAAUCCUUUGAGCUAAUUGCCUUUGCCACAACUCCAGAUGGAUAUACUCCAGAGCUUCCCCUGCCCUUGGUAAUCAGAAUUGAGGAUGAAAAUGAUAACUAUCCAAUUUUUACAGAAACAACUUACGUUUUUACAGUUUCUGAAAAUUGCAGAGUUGGUUCUACUGUGGGACAGGUAUGUGCGACGGACAAAGAUGAACCUGACACGAUGCACACGCGUCUCAAGUACUCCAUCAUCGAGCAGUUGCCAGCAUACCCCACGCUCUUUUCCAUGCAUCCAACUACAGGCGUGAUCACCACGUCCUCAUCUCAGCUAGACAGAGAGCUAAUUGAUAAAUACCAGUUGAAAAUAAAAGUACAAGACAUGGAUGGUCAAUAUUUCGGUUUGCAGACAACUUCAACUUGCAUCAUAAAUAUUGGAGAUGCAAAUGACAACUUGCCAACUUUUACCCGUACUUCUUAUGUGACGUCAGUGGAAGAAAAUACAGUUGAUGUGGAAAUCUUACGCGUUACUGUGGAGGAUAAGGACUUAAUGAAUACUGCUAAUUGGAGAGCGAAUUAUACCAUUUUAAAGGGCAAUGAAAAUGGGAAUUUUAAAAUAGUAACAGACCCCAAAACCAAUGAAGGAGUUCUGUGUGUGGUUAAGCCACUGAAUUAUGAAGAAAGACAACAGGUGAAUCUACAGAUUGGGGUAGUUAAUGAAGCUCCGUAUUCUAAAGAGGCUAGUUCACGAUCAGUCAUGAGCACCGCGACAGUUACUGUUAAUGUAAAAAAUCAGGACGAGGGCCCUGAGUGUAGCCCUUUGGUGCAAACCGUUCAAAUUAAAGAAAAUGUGCCAGUGGGAACAAAGAGCCGUGGAUAUAAAGCAUAUGAUCCCGAAACAAGAAGUAGCAGUGGCAUAAGGUAUAAGAAAUUAACUGAUCCAAAAGAGUGGGUCACAAUUAAUGAAAACGAAGGAUCGAUCACAGUUUUCAGAAACCUGGACAGAGAGGCAGAAAGUGUCAGAGGUGGCAUAUAUAAUAUCACAAUUCUUGCAUCAGACAAAGAUGGGAGAACCUGUACUGGAACACUGGGAAUUAUACUUGAAGAUGUGAACGAUAAUGGCCCCGUGAUACCAAAACAGACAGUAGUAAUCUGCAAACCCGUCCUGGCAUCUGCGGAUAUUGUUGCCGUCGAUCCUGAUGAGUCUGCGAAUGGCCCACCCUUUGACUUCCGUUUGGACAGUGAUGCUGAUUCAAACAUAGAAAGAAAGUGGAGAUUGAGAAGAAUUAACGAUACGGCAGCUCGUCUUUUCUUUCAGGAGGACCUUCCAUUUGGAACAUAUCAAGUACCUGUCAGAGUUACAGAUAGACAUGGCGUGUCACUCAUUACUCCACUAACUGUUAAGUUAUGUGACUGUGUUACUGAAAAUGACUGCACGCUUCGCACUGAUCCAAGGAUCGGCCACGGAGAAGUGAGACUUGGAAAGUGGGCCAUCCUUGCCAUAUUGUUGGGCAUAGCCUUGCUCUUUUGUAUCCUGUUUACCUUAGUCUGUGGGGGUACUGGGGCAGCUAAGCAGCCCAAAGUAUUUCCUGAUGAUUUAGCCCAGCAGAACCUCAUUGUGUCAAACACGGAAGCUCCAGGAGAUGACAAAAUAUGUUCCACCAAUGGUUUCACAACGCAUACUGUGGGCAGUUCUGCUCAGGGAAUUUGUGGUACCAUGGGAUCAGGAGUGAAAAAUGGAGGGCAGGAGACCACUGAAAUGGUGAAAUGUGGACACCAGACCCUGGAUUCGUGCCGGGGAACUGGGCACCAUCACACCCUGGAUUCCUGCCGGGGAGGACCUGUGGAGGUGGACAACUGCCAAUAUACCUACUCCGAGUGGCAUAAUUACACUCAGCCUCGUCUUGGUGAAAAGGUGCAACUGUGUAAUCAGGAUGACAAGCAUAGACAUGCUCAAGACUAUGUCCUGACGUAUAACUACGAAGGCAAAGGAUCGGUGGCUGGUUCUAUAGGUUGUUGCAGUGAACGACAAGAAGAAGAUGGGCUUGAAUUUUUGGAUCAUUUGGAACCCAAGUUUAGGACACUAGCAGAAGCAUGCAUAAAGAGAUGAGUGUGUUCUGAUAAGUCUACAAAAGCCAGUGGCUUUAUCUCCUUCCCACCCACGCUAUUUUCAUUACAGCCCAUGUUUUUUAAAAAAUUGGAUAUGCUGUUUCAGGUUUUC
Messenger RNA from Enhydra lutris kenyoni (northern sea otter), 2820 nucleotides. Its product is annotated as desmocollin 2. The transcript has 16 exons. Gene Ontology annotation, molecular function: calcium ion binding. Gene Ontology annotation, cellular component: plasma membrane; desmosome. Bases 1 to 2709 code for a protein of 902 amino acids. The record is from RefSeq and is a predicted model, not a curated record. NCBI's taxonomy places the organism in Eukaryota, Metazoa, Chordata, Mammalia, Carnivora, Mustelidae. Gene Ontology annotation, biological process: homophilic cell-cell adhesion.